Molecule: messenger RNA, 1504 nt
Organism: Pelagomonas calceolata
Lineage: Eukaryota; Pelagophyceae; Pelagomonadales; Pelagomonadaceae
Source: the annotation of a GenBank genome assembly
AUGGCUGCCACCUCGGCUUGCGAGUCGCAAAAAGCUCGCCCAUUAGUGGCCUUAGAUAGCAUUUGUCGCACCCGAACCUGCCGCGACACAGAUGCACGCGAUGCUUCGCCUCGUGCGGCGGCUGCCACGCUGCAGCACCACGCUGGCGAGGCGCGCCGCCGCCGCGUCGCGCAGCAGCAGCAGCAUUGGUGGCGGCAGCGACGACGACGUCAAGGUCGACCGCUCCGGCCUAGGAACAGCUGGCUACGCCCCGCCGAAGCCGCCCGCGACGCCGCUCGGCCGCGAGCUCGAGUCUCAAAUAAGAGCCCGAGGCCCCGUGAGCGUCCACGAGUACGUGAAGCAGUGCCUGCUGCACCCGACGCACGGCUAUUAUGCGAGGAAGGGCGCCGUGCACAACUUCGGGGCCGGCGGCGAUUUCGUGACGGCGCCGGAGCUGUCGCAGCUGUUCGGGGAACUUAUUGGCGUCUGGUUCGUGUCCGAGUGGCAGCGGCUGGGCAAGCCGGCGCAGAUUCGAAUCGUGGAGGUGGGGCCCGGGCGCGGCACGUUGUGUGCUGAUAUACUGAGAGCGACGGCGACGUGGCCGCCUUUUAGGGAUGCGCUGACGGACGUGCACCUGGUCGAGCCCUCGUUGACGUUGCGAGUCGAGCAGCGGCGCACGCUGCAAGCGAGGCCGUCCCAUACCUCUUCCACAAAACCGGAGGAGACGAAGAGCGUCGAGUGGGUCGUCGAGGGCCACGAAGGAAGGGACGCGCGCGUGGCCUGGCACUCGUCGCUGGAAGACGUGCCGCACGGAAUCCCGACGCUCUUCAUCGGCCAGGAGGUGCUGGAUGCCUUCCCGCCCUACCAGUUCGUCCGCACGGCCGAGGGCUGGCGCGAGAAGCUCGUGGAUCUAGAUGACCAGGGAGGCUUCCGUUUUGUGUUGGCGCCGCAGCCGACGCCCGCGUCGCGGGCGCUCGCGCCGCAUAUCAUCACGGAGGACGGCGAGGACACGGUGGAAGUGGCGCCUGGCGCGCUCGCGCUGUGCCGCGCGAUAAGUGAGCGCAUCGCGGCGGACCGCGGCGCGGCGUUAUUUGUCGACUACGGCUUCGAUGGAGCUUCACCGGGCGACACGCUGCGCGGCUUCCGGCGCCACGAGCAGGUGCACCCGCUGGCCGAGCCGGGGCUGGUCGACCUGACCGUCGACGCGGACUUUGGCGCCUGCGCGCGGCACGGCGCGUCCGUUGAUGGCGCGCGCGUCUUCGGAUCCACGACGCAGGGCGAGUGGUUGCAGAGGAUGGGCAUCGUCGCGCGGCUCGAGGCGCUACUGGCGCUCGAGGACAUCACGGAGCGGCAGGUCGACCAGCUGAUCACGGCCUGCGAGCGGCUCGUGGAUCCGGCGCAGAUGGGCGAGCGGUACCGCGUCCUGGCGGUUGUUGAUGAGGGUGAGGGCGUUCCCGCGGGGUUCGCGGCGGAGGACCGCGUUGCGGCGCCUCCGGACGGUGUUUAACUAACGAGUUGUUGUGUU